Sinocyclocheilus rhinocerous is the source of this 1315-nucleotide messenger RNA. Its product is annotated as cold-inducible RNA-binding protein-like. The coding region runs from base 110 to 679 and encodes 189 amino acids. The record is from RefSeq and is a predicted model, not a curated record. Lineage: Eukaryota; Metazoa; Chordata; Actinopteri; Cypriniformes; Cyprinidae. Gene Ontology annotation, molecular function: RNA binding. The transcript has 7 exons.
GUCUCUCUGGAGUUCUGAACGCGUUCGAGAAGUGCAUCAUUUCACCCGCAACUGCGACAUCACAGUGUAACGUGUUUUCUCGGUGUGACCCACGUGUUUCUAGAUCAGAAUGUCUGACGAAGGAAAGCUGUUUGUCGGCGGCCUGAGUUUCGAUACCACCGAGCAGUCGCUAGAGGACGCCUUCUCCAAAUAUGGCGUCAUCACCAACGUUCAUGUGGCCCGAAACAGAGAAACCAACAAAUCCAGAGGAUUCGGAUUCGUGACUUUUGAGAAUCCAGACGACGCGAAGGACGCACUUGAAGGAAUGAAUGGAAAGUCUGUGGACGGCCGGACGAUCCGUGUGGAUGAGGCUGGGAAGGGCGGAGGCGGCCGGUCGGGCGGAGGAUCCUACAGAGGAGGUGGAGGAGGAGGCGGCAGCAGCGGAGGAAGAGGAGGAGGAGGUUUCUUCAGAGGAGGCCGAGGAAGAGGAGGCGGAGGCAGCUACGGCGGAGGAGACCGUGGUUACGGAGGCGACCGGAGCUACAGCAGUGGUGGAUAUAAGAGCGGCGGAGGAGGAGGUGGAGGAGGAGGUUACUCCUCUGGAGGCGGCGGCGGCUACAGCAGAGACAGGAGUUCUGGUUACAGCGAUCGCAGCAGCUCUUACAGAGACAGCUAUGAUAGUUAUGCUGUACAAGAGUAGAACCCAAGACCCGACGCGUCUGCAGCCGAGCGUUUCUAAAGACUCUUGGAUCUGUUCUUGGAUUUGUUGUAGCUGUUCUCCAUGUUUCUGUUCAGUUCUUGUACUCUGAGAGGAAGGCCGCUUUCUGAUCACCGGCUGUGAAUGAGUGAAUGUGUUGAUGUGCUGGCGGGUUCCUCUUCUGCCUCAUUUUGAAUGCUUUAAAUCACCAGAGCGAGCUGCACUCAUGUUAGCGCUCACCUGUGCUUCUGUGGGGCGUCUAGAGAGCGUUUGCUCUCCUGUGUUUGUUACUGAUGCGCAGCCGCUUCAUUAAGAGCACGGCUCCUAUUAGCUGUAAGCCAAUGAUCUGUCCAUGACCCGUAUCCGAGCGCAGUGGACUGCUGGCGCUGAGGUAUCUGUCUCUGUUCUUCGCAUCCUGCAUUUUAACCAUGGACUAUUGACUUAUCUAUAUCUAUUAAUCAUUCACUUGAAAGAGAACCAGAACUUGUUAACAGUACGCUCCAGAACUGGGAAAGAAAUCCUUGUGCUCUUGUUUCCUUUGUAUCAAAAUUUGACUCAAUAUUUUGUUUUUAUUAUUUUUAUUUUUUGCUUUUCAAUUGUGGCUUCAUGGAGCCUAUUAAACGAAACCAUUUGUUCAAA